AUGCGAGCUCUUAUUGGUCUACGCGAUGUGUCUAUUUUAGCAACCUUUAUACUUUCUACAUGUGCUUUGGCAGGAUUACAACUGUAUAGCGGUGUUCUUCGACAAAAAUGUGUACCGACUUAUGAAUCGUUUUUAAAUAAUUCCAAUGUUUAUGGUGUACAAUUAAAUAUGUCAUUUGAAUUCUAUUUGGCAGAAAUUGAUAAUGAAAGUAUGUUAAAAAAAUUUUUUUUUAAAGAUUAA
Rotaria socialis is the source of this 240-nucleotide messenger RNA. NCBI's taxonomy places the organism in Eukaryota, Metazoa, Rotifera, Eurotatoria, Philodinida, Philodinidae. The record is from the annotation of a GenBank genome assembly.